This is a messenger RNA of Ipomoea nil (Japanese morning glory), 1296 nucleotides long. Its product is annotated as vesicle-associated protein 4-1-like. NCBI's taxonomy places the organism in Eukaryota, Viridiplantae, Streptophyta, Magnoliopsida, Solanales, Convolvulaceae. The record is from RefSeq and is a predicted model, not a curated record. The transcript is spliced from 7 exons. Gene Ontology annotation, cellular component: plasma membrane; endoplasmic reticulum membrane. Bases 326 to 1087 code for a protein of 253 amino acids. Gene Ontology annotation, biological process: endoplasmic reticulum membrane organization.
AAAGCGGGGUCAAAUCCACCGUAGAGAAUCGUUUGAAGUCCGAGAGACAAUGCAACUUUCCUCUUCAAUCAACUGAAACCACCAUACUCCCCGACAGUGAAUACGACGAUUUUUUCUUUUGUUUUUUUUUUUACUUCUCGUAGACUUUGAUAUCUUACGUAAGUAAACAUCGGAUUUGGAUUUCAAGUCAACCACUGCUCUCAGCCAAUCUGAAUUCCGUGAUUUUCAUGGCCUGCUGAAAAUUGAAAUCCUCUGGAGAAGAAGAAAAACAGAGAGGUAAAGAAAUUGUUGUUCGGAGGGAGUUUGGUCAGAUUCCGGCGAAACGAUGGCUGUCGCCGACCGCCACAGGUCCGACGGGAAGAUGUGGAAGCUCUUUCCGUUCUGGCAAUCCGGAGCUGCCACCAGCAUCCACCAGAACGGCGUCGCGGGAUCCGCCGCCUCCCGCUCCACCGCCUCCGUCUCUUCCGUCGCCAGAUCGUUCCUUCCGGCUCGCCGCCGCCUCCGCCUCGAUCCGUCCAAUAAUCUCUAUUUCCCUUAUGAACCAGGGAAGCAGGUGAGGAGUGCGGUUAGGAUUAAGAAUACUAGCAAAUCGCAUGUCGCAUUUAAGUUUCAAACGACUGCGCCAAAGAGCUGUUACAUGCGGCCUCCAGGUGGGAUUCUUGAGCCCGGUGAAAGCAUCAUUGCUACGGUUGUUUCUAUCUGCUUGGCAGUCUUCAAAUUUGUGGAGCAGCCGGAAAACAACGAAAAGUCCAUGGAUCAAAAGAGCAAGGUGAAGUUUAAGAUAAUGAGCUUGAAGGUGAAAGAAGGAAGCGAUUAUGUACCUGAGAUGUUUGAUGAGCAAAAGGAUCAAGCAACGGUAGAGAGAAUCUUGCGUGUGGUGUUCCUGGAUGCUGAGCAUACUUCUCCAGCAAUGGAGAAACUAAAGCGUCAAUUGGCCGAAGCUGAUGCUGCAGUAGAAGCUCGCAAGAAGCCUCCGGUUGAUACAGGCCCGAAAGUCGUGGGUGAAGGUCUUGUAAUCGAUGAAUGGAAGGAGCGGAGGGAAAAGUAUCUCGCUAAGCAACAAGUUGAGGCGGUGGAUUCGUCCUAGAGGGCUAAUAUAUAUUUUUUUCCAAUGUAAGUGCCUCUUUGAUUGAAAAGGAAAUACCGUACAAAAUCCUACCCCCGUUUAUACCCGGUUCGCCCCUUUUGAAGUCUCGAGUGGAGGAUGGGCAGUGUUGUGCUCUGUAAAGAAGAAUAAUGUAUGUGAGUGUUAUUUUUUGUGGAUUGAAAUGUUCUAAUUGGUCUCUUUCUUGCUCA